AUGGUCGAAAAGUCAUGGGUUCAUCUAAACAGAGCUGAUCCUGGUUAUGAGAGUGGUGCGUGGGAAUUUGUGAGGUGUGUUGGUGCAGAUUUGCGAGAGUCUGAGUUGAUCAUUUGCCCAUGUAUUGAUUGUCGCAAUGUAGCUCGUCACUCAGCCAGUGUUAUUGUGGAUCAUCUAGUAACAAGAGGAAUGGAUUUGAGUUACAAGAUGAGGGAGGAUUGGUAUCACCAUGGAGAAGUAAUGUCAGGGACUGACAGUAGAAGCAAUGGAAGUGAGAAGAGGAAUGAGAUUUUAGGGUUAUACCAAGCAGCUGCCUUUGUUGAUGAAGAGUUUCUUAGGCAUGGUGACUUAAGUGAGGUUGCUGAAGGUGAAGAUAAGGCAGAAGAUGAGUUUCUUGCUAAGCUAGCCGAUGCAGAAACACCUCUGUAUCCAAGUUGUGCUAACCACAGCAAGCUCUCUGCAAUUGUUUCACUCUUUAGGAUAAAGACUAAGAGUGGUUGGUCUGAUAGAAGCUUCGAUCUGCUGCUUGAGACUUUGCCACAGAUGCUACCCGAGGAUAAUGUCUUGCACACGUCCUUGUACGAAGUGAAGAGAAAGGAGUUUGAGAAGCUAGACAAAUGUCCGAAAUGCAAUGCUUCAAGAUGGAAGAUUAACUUGCGCACAGGUGAUGUGAAGAAAGGUAUUCCACAGAAAGUUCUAAGGUAUUUUCCCAUAAUCCCACGGUUGAAGAGGAUGUUCAGGUCAGAGGACAUGUCAAAGGACUUGAGGUGGCAUUUUACUAAUAAGAGCACUGAUGGAAAAAGCAGACAUCCGGUUGAUUCUGUUACUUGGAAUCAAAUGAAUGACAGAUACCCUUCAUUUGCCGCUGAAGAAAGAAAUCUUCGGCUUGGGCUGUCCACAGAUGGGUUCAAUCCUUUCAACAUGAAGUAUGUGAACUACAGCUGUUGGCCUGUUUUGCUUGUCAUUUACAACAUGUCACCUGAAAAGUGUAUGAAGGAGGAGAACAUCAUGUUGUCGUUGCUGAUUCCUGGUCCAAGCCAACCUGGUAACAAUAUUGAUGUGUACUUAGAACCGCUUAUAGAGGAUCUAAACCACCUGUGGGAGAAAGGAGAGUCAACGUAUGAUGCAGUCAGCCACACCACUUUCACAUCAAGAGAUAUGCUUCUCUGGACUAUUCAGGAUUUUCCAGCAUAUGGGAAUCUUGCAGGCUGCAAAGUAAAGGGAAAAAUGGGUUGUCCUGUGUGUGGAAAAAACACAGACAGUAUGUGGUUGAGUAACUGCAGGAAGCACGUUUAUAUGUCCCAUCGGAAAGGUCUUCCUCCCACACAUCCUUAUAGAGGAAAGAAAGCAUGGUUUGAUGGGAAAGCAGAGCAUGGGAAAAAGGGUAGAAUUCUGAGUGGUCAUAACAUAAGCCAUAUACUUAGAAAUUACAAGAAUGAUUUUGGAAAUGUGAAAGUAACUGGUAGGAAGAGGAAGAUUAAUGAGACGGUUGGAUCAGACUCCAAAGACCAAUAA
This is a messenger RNA of Brassica napus (rape), 1515 nucleotides long. RefSeq lists its product as uncharacterized. The transcript is spliced from 3 exons. The record is from RefSeq and is a predicted model, not a curated record. Lineage: Eukaryota; Viridiplantae; Streptophyta; Magnoliopsida; Brassicales; Brassicaceae. Bases 1 to 1515 code for a protein of 504 amino acids.